AUGAAGAUUCUUGUCUUGGUCCUGGUUUGUCUACACCUCUCAGAGGGUGUGGAAAGAAUCAUGCUGAGGAAAGGAAAGUCUAUCUGCAAGGUGAUGGAGGAGCAGGGUGUAAUGGAGAAAUUCCUUAAAAAACACCCAAAGGUUAAUCCAGCUGCCAAGUAUCAUUUCAAUAAUAUUGCUGUUGCUUAUGAGCCCUUCACCAACUACUUGGAUGUGAUCUAUUUUGGGGAUAUCAACAUUAGGACACCACCCCAAAAUUUCCUGGUCCUCUUUGACAUGGGCUCCUCCAACCUAUGGGUGCCUACCUACUGCCAGACCCAGGCUUACUGUGAGUAUACCACUAUCACUACCACCUCCUGGAUGGGAGCAGAAGGAGGGGCACCAUCUGAAUUAAGCACAGGCUGA
This is a messenger RNA of Balaenoptera acutorostrata (minke whale), 405 nucleotides long. Its product is annotated as pepsin B-like. The record is from RefSeq and is a predicted model, not a curated record. Gene Ontology annotation, molecular function: aspartic-type endopeptidase activity. Gene Ontology annotation, biological process: proteolysis. NCBI's taxonomy places the organism in Eukaryota, Metazoa, Chordata, Mammalia, Artiodactyla, Balaenopteridae.